This is a messenger RNA of Cladophialophora yegresii CBS 114405, 2823 nucleotides long. RefSeq lists its product as uncharacterized. Gene Ontology annotation, cellular component: nucleus; cytoplasm. The record is from RefSeq and is a predicted model, not a curated record. The transcript has a single exon. Lineage: Eukaryota; Fungi; Ascomycota; Eurotiomycetes; Chaetothyriales; Herpotrichiellaceae. Bases 1 to 2823 code for a protein of 940 amino acids. Gene Ontology annotation, molecular function: protein binding.
AUGCCCCAACAGACAGAGACGGUGGACGUAGCAUGGACGCUGCUUUGUAAUCCUGAGAAUGAGGGAGCCGCAUGGUCCUAUGAAGGGCGUGGUACAGAUGGCCUCUUCCGCUUGAUCUCAGUUUCAGCACUGCUGUGUAAAGACAACCCAGAGCUAUUUCUGACGGAAUGGGCCGGUCUUGAUUUCCCGCACGACGGCCUCGAUGACUUUCUUCCCACAAACCCUCCCCCACACAUGCCGCGAUAUUGCGCGGUCUCCCACGUCUGGCAACCAAGUGAGGACGCCGCUAGGAGGAGCAACCAGGCAAAUCGGCCUCUCAGAGUCAAGCUUCGAAAUGGUACCUUCCACACAAUCAGCUGGCUGGGGCUGGUACAAGCCGCCACCGCGGCUCAAUACUCCCACUGCGAGUACAUCUGGCUGGAUCUGCUUUGUAUCGACCAGACAAGCCCAAAGGACAAAGUACUCCAAAUCCCGAAUAUGGCCAAAAUCUUCAGUAAUGCGUCGACGACCCUGAUCAUGGUUGGAGGUGUCCACGCCGCACAGAGUCUAGAUCGUCCCUCGGCAUACAUGCAGAGGUCUUGGACUUUCCAAGAAGCCAUUCUCGGCCCCGAUGCCCGUGUCUUGGUCCACUGGGAUCACCCGGACUCGUGGGUUGCAGAUAAUGUCAAUCUCUCGUUCGACAUUCUCAACGGCAACAUCGCGCUUGUUCGCUUGGACGAACUGAUAGGGUCCGGCCCGUGGGUAAGCCGAAAGUUUGGACCCGGUAUGCUGUACCAUCCCAGGACAGGGCUCACCUACCGUAGAUACAAGUUACGUCAAGAUUUCAACUGCCUAGGGCUCGAUCAAACAGCGUUGGUCUCCUUGGCCGUGAGCCUGCGGCAAACACUACCCGAGCUUGGUUUCGCGUCUAGGACGGGACAUACGGCUGGCGCCGACGGUGACAACGGCACCAACACCAACUCAGCCACGAGUUCAGACUCGGACUUUAAUUCAGAUGCUCAAACCCCGGCACUCGAUACCGUCGACCGUCAGUCCAGUUCAGACUCUGGCUCCGAUUUAGGUUCUCGACUUAGUGUACUUGACACGGUGGACCGCCAGUCCGGUUCGAAGUCCGACUUGGAUCUUGACGCUCAAUUCGAGGCCUUCAAUUGUAUUGAUCGGCGGUCCGAGGGUAUGGACUGCGGAAACGCAUUCGAAGAUGAAACAGUCACACAAGACGGGAACUACCUUUCAGCCGGCCACGAUGUGGUAGACUAUUAUCUUCAACACUGGGAUACUCCGCUUUCCGCCUCUGAGGGACCCGACAGCGGACAUGGCUUCAGUCGUAUGCUUGGGAGUCUGUCGACCACUGUGAGGGAUAUAGACUCAGACGACGAAAAGGAAAUGAAGGGUUACACAGGGAAGAGCAUACUACCCUUCAAGGAGCUAGCCUUGUCUGAGCAGACCCGUGCAUACUUUGACAUCCACUACGACUAUCCGGGUGACGGCGUUGGCGUCGCGCAAGCUGCGUGGCGGAACAUAUGGCUCCGCACGUCGACAGAGCCACAAGACUUGAUAUUCAGCGUGAUGCAUGUCUUGGGAGUUCUUGUUGACGUCGAUUACACACGAUCCGGCAAAGAUCUCCUCUUCGAGCUUGUCGACAAAAGUCCAAUACCUGGAUGGCUGACUGUUUCGUAUGACAUGCCCGUUUAUCCCGAGUCUGGACUGAUCCCAAGCUUGCCGACGUCCACAUCGCACUUCAUGCCUGCAUAUGCGAUCGAUGGGAAAUUUAGGCUAGCCUCCGAGUUGGUAUGUUCAGAAGUCUGCUGUGAACAAUUCGACGUGGUUGUCAAGUCCUCUGGUACAGCUGCCGACGGGCAUCUUGUCUGUGCCAGACUCUUUGAAGUCCAAGCUUCAAAAUCUCGCGUGGACCAGAAGGAUCGCCUGUUCUCCAACGUCGAGCUGCGACUCUCGUCUCCAUACCACCAGUUCGUCUCCACGUGCAAAUACAGAGGUAAAUUAGGCCCCGUUCUCAUGAUGGUGGGUCCAGCACAAGAUCUCCAGCGCGAUCCACAGCACGGCGACGGCACCUGGAUCGGUACCCCCGUGAUCCAUUUUCUCCACAAGACCGAGCGAGGCGUGUGGAGGAAGACGGGCACAGGGUUUCUUGACGAAACGGUCUUCAGAAGCAAGUACUUCUUGAUGGACGCUGUCGGAAGGCACUUGCGCAUCGGAGGUGCAUCAGAAGCCGCAAUUACCGAAUGUGACUGUCCAUUGACACGCCGGGAAAAGUAUGUGCUGCAUCAGGUGAAAGGCGAACAAGUGAGCUCUGCGCUGGAAAAGGGUAGUGCUGAAAGCUGCCCACCGCUUUUUGCAGCCGCUGCGCACGGCCAAUCACCUGUCAUCCGUCGCCUUCUGGACCAAGGAGCAGACAUCAAUGCCAUCGACGAUAAUGUCAAAGGAGUGUGUCGCGGCACGGCAAUGCAAGGGGCAGCUUCGUCCCCAACGCCGCAGAAAGCAAUACUGCAAUUUCUGAUCGAAGCAGGAGCAAACUUGAAUGCCCGGGGAGGAUACUACGGCACGGCGCUGCAAGCAGCCGCGGCGGCCCCAGUUGACACCAAAGAAGUUGUCGAGUACCUCGUUCAAAUGGGUGCGGAAGUCAGUAUCACCAGCGGGCGGUAUGGCUCGGCCUUGCAGGCGGCUCUGUUCUUUGGAAACAUCGAGAUUGCAAAAUAUCUGAUCCUCGCGGGUGCUGAUCUUGCUGUGGAGGAGAAAUACCAGCAAUGGCUGGAUGAUGUGUUGAAUGGCAUGGUGGCAGACGAGGAGAGCCGGGGACAAGUCUGA